GAUUCAGAAGCAUGGACAAUGCCUUUUCUCAAAGUUUUACAGAUAGUGAGAAGAUGAGUUUGAUCACUCCAGCCCCUCCUAAAGAUCACAAAAAUAUAGCCCUAAUCUUUUUCUUCCUCUUUGGAAUAAGUGGAUGGUCAGCAUGGGACUGAUGAAUUGCAGCAUUUGACUUUUACGAUGCAAAAUUUAAGCCAGAUUAUGACCCGGAAUUCACAUUUGGGUUUGUGUUUAAUUGGCCUCUAAUGCUGGGAAACAUCCUUCUGUUAUAUCUAGCUUCAAGAGUCUCACUCUCAGUGAGAAUCUAUACUGCAUACGCAGUAAUUGUAUUUGCUUGAUAUUCCAUGCCAUUAUUAUCAGAGUAUUUAACUCAGAAAUCAGUAGCAUGGUAUCUUUUACUUCUACUAGUAGUAAUAAACGGAUUUGGAAAUGCAUUUGUUCAAGGAGGUCUUUUUGGCUACGCGAGCAUGUUCCCUCAAAAGUACAUGAUAGCAAUGAUGGUAGGACAAGGAGUAAACGGAAUGACUUUGAACUCAGUUAAGAUGAUCCUGAUAGUCUUUCUGCCACCAGAUGCUGAAGAUCCGGAUAAUCCAAAUGCCUUUUACAAUAGUUUAAUCUUUGUGGGUAUUUUCUCAAUCAUUUUGAUCGGCUGAUCAAUUUGAUAUUUUAUUUUGAGAAGGAUGGAGUUUUCAAAAUAUUAUGUAUCAAAGGCAAAUAAGCAAGGAAGCUAUGAAGACUCUGAAAUGAGUGAGAAUAGAGGUGCUAAAAUAUUUGGAAUUGCUCCAACAGAUGAGAACACAGAUUUAUUAGGAAAGAGCUCCCAAACUGAUAGUUCUAAUAUUCCAAGCUCUUUAUGGACCAUCUACAAAAAGGUGUUCUACAUGGGUCUACAAGCAACUAUAGCAUUUGGGAUUACCUUUCUCAUUUAUCCUGGAAAUCUGCUCGACACUGACUUAGACUUCCUCAAGAAUAGUAGUUCUUAUAAAGCAUGGUUCAAUAUCCUGAUGAUCACAAUUUUCUCCUUCGGUGAUACAGUUGGUAGAUUCCUGGCUGGACCUUUGAAGGUCUUUAACAAGGACACAUUGAUCAUAUUCUCAGUUGGAAGGAUUAUAUUCGUGCCUACAACGGUCCUCAUCCAAAAAGAAAUUGCUCCUGAUUUUCUCUUCUGAGCAGACUGGUUUAGGAUCAUUCACAUAUUCCUUUUUGCAGCUACCAAUGGGUAUAACGUAUCCUUAGCUAUGCCUCUAGGACCUGAACAGGUGAAGGAUAGUGACAAAGAAAGAGCCGCAAUGAUUAUGAACUUUCACUUAAUAGCAGGUGUCUGCAUUGGCACAGUGCUCCAAAGUUUUGCAAUGAGCCAUAUCUAGCCUUAUUUCAACCUGAA
Moneuplotes crassus is the source of this 1381-nucleotide messenger RNA. The record is from the annotation of a GenBank genome assembly. Lineage: Eukaryota; Ciliophora; Spirotrichea; Euplotida; Euplotidae.